CAAUACCGGCGAUUCAAAAUGGACGAUGGGCACGCUAAAACAACGAUGACCGGUUUGUGAUCAAGUUUGUGUAAAUUAUCGAAUAGAAUUACAUAAAAACGCCACGAAAUUAUUUCAUGUUUUAUACCACAUUUCGACUAAUAGAUUUAUCGAAAAAACAGUAAGAUGAGUGACAACUUGGAGAAGUUAUACGAAAAGUAUAACAUUUUGUCAGAUGCCAAAGACAAGGUCUCCCAGCAUUCAAGCGAAUAUGUCGAGAGCUUUGAAGGUAUUAAAGGCACCGAAAGCGAGAAAAUGCUGGCAGCACAAAUACUUUCAAAAUUUUUCAAACACUUCCCCUCACUGCAAGAUAAAGCGUUGAAUGCGUUGCUGGACUUGUGUGAAGAUGAGGAGAGCAAGAUUAGAGCUUGUGCCAUGCGGUAUUUGGUUUCAAUUUGCAAGGACGUGAAGGAACAUUUGACUAAAGUCACUGAUAUCCUUGCCCAAAUGAUGCAGUUGGAGGAACAGCGAGACUUCACAACUGCGUCUUGGUGUCUUUUGCAGCUGUGGAAGCAAGACUCUGCUAAUGUUCUUAGGACCAUGUACAAUCAUAUUCGCUCUUUAAGCAGCGCUGCAGCUAGAGUUAAAUGUCUCCAAUUUAUUCACUUGAAGUUUAUCAAGCCCAUUGAAAGCCAGCCGACAGAAAUCGAGAACAUUGUAGUAGAAGAAUCGAAAAAGCUUUUACAAUUGCAGGAUGAUAUUAGCUCUGAGGAAAUCGUGUUGAUAAUAAGUUGCUUAAAAAAUUCAAAAUACGCUAAAACGGCCGCAGGUCAACAAGAACUGUUAGAUUUCAUUUCCGAAAUCAUGGAACUUGACCGGGAUUUUGACCCGCUUGAAGACUGCAUUGUUGACAGGGUCAUUAUUUGCACCACACAUGCUUUACCAUUUUUUUCAGCAAAAAACGAGUCAACAAAAUUCGUGGCUUAUUACUGCGACCAGAUUCUCCCCCAGUGGGACAAAAUCGCCACUCUGGAGCAAGGCGAAUUAUUCCAGCUUCAUCUCCUGCGGCACUUGGCCGAGCUUAGCAUCUAUUGCGGAAAGUUCGAAAACCCCUCCUUGCACGUAGUCCAAAUUUUCGACAAAAUCAAGCUGUACAUGCCAACGCCUCCCGAAAACGCCGAUGUGUACAAAAUGCCCAACUUGGAGUUCUCCUUUGUAGAGUGUUUGUUGUUCGCGUUCCAUCGCUUGGCUCGACAGUGCCCCGAUUUUCUCACUCAUGAUCCCCAAAUAUUGAAAGAUUUCAGAGCAAGACUGGUUUAUUUUUCUAGAGGAGUGCAAGGUUGCAACAAAGUUCUGAACUCGAAGCCGAUCACAGGCCUAGAUUCCGUGAACGCUUCAAAAGCCAAAAUUGCGCCCUCGCUACUCAACAACAUCAACGUUUUGAUCAAAGACUUGUUCUACCAGCCCCCAAUGUACAAAUGUAACGUCACGCUUUCUUUCAAGCAGGAGGUUGUGGAAAAGGAAUUGAGGAAACCGGCCACAAGUGGGCAAAAAAGACAUGUGCCUAUCACGUUCGAUAAUGGCUCUACAGGGACUAAACAGACCCGACCGGCUCGUUCGGGCGACAACGUUAAAUUGUAUACACCACCUAGUGGAAAGUUUAGUAAUAACUUCCAAUACGAUCGUGGGGGUUCACGAGGUAACAGGUCGAGAGGCCGUGGCUCCCGAGGAAGGGGCAGAAAUUGGAGAAAUUAAUUUCAAUCACCCUUCUAACAGUAUUGCAGAAAUGCAAUUCAAAUCAUUAUGUUCAAUGCUUAUUAGUAAGUUAUCAAAACAAUACACAACCCGCUUGUGUUGUAAAUACCCUAGAUCUUAUUUUUUUUAAUUAGUUCAAGUUAAAACGUGUGCUGGUUUUAAUAGUUUGUGUAAAACCUCUAGAAAUUUAACAGAAUAUGUUUUCUAUUGUCUUAGAGUUCAAUAAAACAUUUGGAAAACUAA
Messenger RNA from Tribolium castaneum (red flour beetle), 1977 nucleotides. RefSeq names its product cassowary (gene cass). The transcript has 6 exons. Lineage: Eukaryota; Metazoa; Arthropoda; Insecta; Coleoptera; Tenebrionidae. Bases 166 to 1734 code for a protein of 522 amino acids. Gene Ontology annotation, biological process: negative regulation of apoptotic process. Gene Ontology annotation, cellular component: nucleus. Gene Ontology annotation, molecular function: RNA binding. The record is from RefSeq and is a predicted model, not a curated record.